This is a messenger RNA of Diatraea saccharalis (sugarcane borer), 1069 nucleotides long. Lineage: Eukaryota; Metazoa; Arthropoda; Insecta; Lepidoptera; Crambidae. The record is from the annotation of a GenBank genome assembly.
AGUAACUUAGAGGAUUUAAUGGAGGGAGCACGUAUUGAGUGAACCCGUGACGAACUUUAUCAGUACCCAUUAAAAACGUUAAUUAUAAUAACGAUCGAUGAAGAAACUGCUGUGCAGGAUACCAAAUACUUGUGUUAUCUCAUAAAUAAAACCGUGCUUCUAUUUAAUAGUGUUUGAUCAUUAACCCGUGGAUUACAUUUUCGAAAUAUCUUAUCGCAUCAUGCCAUCAUCGUUAUCAGUUCGGAGAUAAUCGCAUCGCACGUCAUUUAAACGAAUUUAAUAUACUUUUGAAACUAAGGGACUAUAUAGAAAAAGUGCCCGUUGCAGUCAGCCUCACACCAGCGACGCGGGUUGCAGAUGAAACAUAUUGUGUCUGAAAAACAAUUUAUUGUUCUAUUUUCGAAGUAGUUUUAGUCUGUUUUGAAGGAAAAGUUCUAUUGUUGAAAUUUAUUGUUUCAAAUUUAUAAGAACGUGUUGACGCGAAGGAGUUUCAUAGUGUUUAGUGAAGUGAAACUUUUUAGAUUUAAAAACUUAAAAAAUACAAAAUGGCCAGCACUGGAAGUGAGAUCUGGCUACAGUGGUUCGCGUGCUGCUAUCAACCGGCGGCGCAGGCACAGCGCACACGCCGAAGAAUAGACAGAUCCAUGAUCGGAGCUCCAACGAAUUUUCAACAUACAGGACACAUAGGAUCAACUGAUGCGGAUAUGCCUUCGUCGCUGCUUCACUCCAUCCAGAACCAGAUGCAAAGUAAAGGUGGCUACGAGAUGGCAUAUGGUGUUAAGGUUUAUUGAUCCGAAAGAGGUGCAUGUAGAGACGCUUGUGACAAAACAGAGUGAAAUUUAUUAAUGUAUUUAUUGUCAAAGCUUUAGUUAUAUCGCUAGUUUAAGAAUAUUGAGUGUAUAUACAUUUAUAGCAAUUCAAAUAUAUUUAGAUACGAGUUACCUACAACAGAUUAUAUUGUUUGCUAAUAAAAACGAACAUUAGGUACCUUCAAAUGAUACAAUAAAAUGGCGAAACAUAAACAUGAUGUAGAUUGUUAUCUCUUUUAAUAAAGUUCUGUUUACAGUUG